AUGGUGAUGCAUGUCGAGCUGAACCGAGCAGACGGUUCGCUGACGGUCGAGGCAAAGAGCCUUGGAGGCGAGGAUCAAGCGGUCAACAAGGAGUUGUCCCAACUGUUCAACAGGCGUCGUGGCAGGCUUCAUUUCUGCGCAUCGGAUCCUUGCCUCGACGAGGAGAUGGGCGACAUCCAUGUGAAGGAGUUCCGUUGGUACAGCUUGGAAGGGUACGCCAGCUACCUCACAGCCUCUGCACUCAGGCCUGCCCGCAAGUGGGCCGAGGAUCCCACUUUGCCUGCCACAGGGGAGGUUGUCGAGCCCGGUGUGGCCCCGCCAGGUUCCGUGCCGGGAGAACCGGCUAGAGGAGGCGAGGUCAAGCGUGCAAGUGCCCUCCGAGAGGCACGGAAGAAACCCAAGUCCAGGCCGGCAGACGCCGAUCGCCAGGGCAGGUCAAGCAAGGCGACAGAGGCCAGAGAGGAGAAAGAGGUUACAGCUUCAGCAAGAGCAAAGCAGAAAGCCCGACACGACAAGGGCAAAGGAGACGGCGUCAAGCCAUCCGAUCCGGGUGCCAUCGCCCCCGAAAAGGUGGAGAAGUUGAGGGAGGAGCUCAAGCGUUCGAAGGCCAAGAUGCUUGGGGGCACGCCGCCCGAUCCACCUCCGGAUGGGGGGGACUCGGGCGAAGAUGGCGAGUCAGGGUCGGGCUCGAGCAACUCGGAGAGCGGAGGCGAUUCAUCCUCUGCACAGGCGACCUCAAAGACUCUGAACUCAGGGACUCUGAUGGCGAGAGCAGUGAGGAGCACAUCAGCCAGCAGGGCCAUAAAAGAUGGUACUACGGCCAGUUAUCACGAGCAGCUGGCGCUCAGAGCCGCCGGGGCUGCCGACAAGGGUCAUCACAGUGGAGGAGGCAGCCGAGCAUUGAAAAAGCGAUCCCGGAGUUGUUCAGAGAACACGGAGACCUCCGAUGGCGAGAUGGCUAUGGAAGCUCCGCUGAGGAAGAAGUCGCAGAAGACACCGGGCUCAGUCCUCAAUAUGCUCCUCGAGCACAUCGCGGCCCAGCUGCAACAGAACGCAGAAGUGGACACCCCCGCUACAGGUCACAGAGACAUCACCUCCGGAGUGAAGGUCACCACCUACCUGGCUUUGUCCAUAAAGCCGCAUUUCCAGCACCGACCAAAGGAGUUGCGAGAGUUGCGCAUGUUGGCCACAAGCUUGGAUCUUUUGCGGCAAGGGCAUUUGGCAAGGCUGGGAGACGUGCUCGCUGGCAGGUUGGUGGCAAUCCAUCAGAGCCUCUUGGAUUCCUCUUGGACAGCCGCCCGACACCUCGAGGUGAUGCCGAUGCUAGAGGGUUCCGCCUUGAGCGACAGCAUACUCCUGGCUGCAAGAAAGCACGGAAGAGAGGUGACAAAGGCUCAGGAUCCAAGCGCGUUGUGGGUCCCGCAGCGCGGAAAAGGAAAGUUCAAGAAGGGCGCCGGUUGGUACUCCGACCAGACCGAGGAGGAGACGCAUUGGUGGCAGCCCAAGGGCAAGAGCAAGAAGAGCAAAGGCAGGGGGAAGAAGAACGAGGACAAGGAGAAGGACCGCCCCGACGUACAGCAGCUGGCACACGCCGAGCUGAUCAAGACGCAAAUGCACGGCGCAACGAACAGUGGCUUGGAGAUCUUCACCGAGGCUUUUGUUGGAACUGACACGCUGGGCGUGUUAGGGUGCAGUAUAGCCUGGUUGCUUGUCCAUGUGGAGUUCUCGGAGUCACAGAGUUUCACAGAUUCAGUACGACAAACAGUUUUUGAAUGCUGCAGCACGCCACAGGUCGGACUGCGUAGAGGUUCGAUCUAUCCCAUUUCCCUUGGGGAGCUGAAGGGCCUUAAGGUUGCAUUGCAGGAAUCACAAUUGUUGCAAGUCCAGGAGCCACGCUUUUGGGAACGCUGGCAGCAUCGCGCCUGGCAGUUCUGUGCGUUGGCUGGACUGAAUGGCACGCGCGGACGAUUGCAGCCGCUGGCGCUUGGACCGGUCAAUAAGAUGCAGGGCCGCGCCGUGGCUUCAACGGGCCAGUCAGUUUGCCGCUUUCUCCAUCUCGGAGGGAGCCACUCUGGCGAGAUCGAACGCAUCCGCCAUGAGCUAAAAGGAGUGAGGCUGUCCUACACGGGGGAGGAGAUGUCGGUGAAGCUACCAUCGAUCACGGCCUGGCUGGGCAUCACGACCGAGCCGGGAGAGUCGCUUGGGCUUUGCAUGGCAUCCGCCUUUUACCUCUUUCGGCUGCCGUCGGCAUGGCAUAGGGACUGGCUCCUUGAGUUUCCCAUGGCUAAAGAGAUUCAUCUCUGGGUCAAGCGCACCAUCGAAAACGUGUCCUCCAUGGAUAGGGAAGCCGCUGAAGAGAUCUCCCAUUUGUUUCAUACUUUGCCUUAUGAAUUGGAUUGCAGCGACUCAGCGUCUUGGUGGAACUGGGUACCGGUGUUCCGGUCUCCUGUGCGCUUUGCGGGCUCCAGUUCUUCACGCCUUGGGCAAAAGGGUGUGUUGUUCGCAGUGAUCUAUGGAGCAGUUUGUGCCAAUGGCUCCAAUGGCUCGCAGCCGCAUCCAGUGAGUUUGUGGCCCUUGGAUGAGAAGGAACCUGAGGUCAAGGCCCAAGCGCUCUGCCAAGCUAUCCGACAAGCAGCUGGGACUUGUCAAACAUGUUGA
Durusdinium trenchii is the source of this 2658-nucleotide messenger RNA. Lineage: Eukaryota; Dinophyceae; Suessiales; Symbiodiniaceae. The record is from the annotation of a GenBank genome assembly.